Messenger RNA from Ziziphus jujuba (common jujube), 3506 nucleotides. Its product is annotated as putative E3 ubiquitin-protein ligase RF298. The record is from RefSeq and is a predicted model, not a curated record. The transcript has 3 exons. Lineage: Eukaryota; Viridiplantae; Streptophyta; Magnoliopsida; Rosales; Rhamnaceae. Bases 260 to 3028 code for a protein of 922 amino acids.
GAACGCUCAUGUGCUUUAAGCCAAAAGAAAAUAUAAAAAUAUAAGAAAAAUAAAGAAAAUAUAAGGGGAAAAAAAAAAAAAAGUGCUAUAAAAUCUCAUAUCUGAUUCUCCGAUGCUCUGAGACUGGUUGUAUCCUUGAUUGCUGGAACAAUAGCUCGAAUCGGGUUCGUCUCCAUCGUCUAUAUCCCUGAUUAUGAACCUUAAAAUUUUCCUACUUGUGUUGGGGAUCUUCUAAUAUAUUAAUAGCCGCACCUGAAAAAUGGCGUCAAUGGUUGCAAAGGCCAGUAGUAGUUGUAGCACUCAAAUGUCUCCUUCUAUGACUGUUCAAGAAAAGGGUAGUAGGAAUAAGAGAAAAUUCCGAGCUGAUCCACCUUUAGGUGACCCCAAUAAGAUUGUGUCAUUACCUCAAAUUGAAUGCUCAAGUUAUGAAUUUUCAGCUGAGAAAUUUGAGAUCACUGCAUCUGCUCAUGGACAAUCUGGUGUCUGUGAUAUGUGUAGUGUUAAUUUAGACCAUUCUGAUAGUUUGAAACUUGACCUGGGAUUGUCUAGUGCAGUAGCUUCAUCUGAGGUUGGACCUAGCCGGCAUAGAGAGGAAUUAGAGGCAGAUGAAUUCCAAGAUGCUGAUUGGAGUGAUCUUACAGAAAGUCAGCUCGAAGAGCUUGUUUUAAGUAAUUUGGACACCAUAUUUAAGAGUGCAAUAAAAAAAAUUGUAGCUUGUGGUUAUACUGAAGAGGCUGCUACAAAGGCAGUUUUGAGGUCUGGCCUUUGUUAUGGGUGUAAAGACACAGUCUCGAAUAUAGUGGAUAAUACUUUAGCAUUUCUUAGAAGUGGCUUAGAGAUCGAUCCUUCAAGGGAGCACUAUUUUGAAGAUCUCCAGCAGCUGGAGAAGUAUAUAUUGGCGGAAUUAGUUUGUGUUCUUCGAGAGGUUAGACCUUUCUUUAGCACUGGUGAUGCAAUGUGGUGCUUGUUAAUUUGUGACAUGAAUGUUUCUCACGCUUGUGCAAUGGAUGGUGAUCCCUUGAGUACUUUUGUCAAUGAUGGCUCUUCAAAUGGGAGUUCCUCCAAUGUAACCCAAUCCCAGCCUAAAGUGGAAGCCAAAAGUUCAGAAUUAAAUCUUCCAAAUCCUUGUAAACCAGUUCCUUCAGUUCCUUGUUCUCAUAGUUCUCAACCUGAGGCACCUAGCAUUGCUGGAGUACCCAACAUAACAAAACCAAAAACUUCUCUUGGUCUAGGUGGCCCUGUCUCAGAGAAGGAAGGUAUAAAUUCCACAUCUGAUGCUAUGGAAAAAUCUUUUAGUGCUGCUGGAACAUCUCAAUCUUCUGCACCGGAAGAAAAGUUUGCGGGAAGUAGAAAGGUCCACUCUGUAAGUACCAAGAGAGAACACAUGCUUCGACAAAAGUCACUUCAUUUAGAAAAAAACUAUCGAACUUAUGGUUCUAAAGGGUCUUCAAGAUCAGGAAAGCUUGGUGGUUUGGGUGGCUUAAUCUUGGAUAAGAAGCUAAAAUCAGUAUCAGAUUCUACUGCUGUAAAUUUAAAAAAUGCUUCCUUAAAGAUAAGUAAGGCUAUGGGAGUUGACGUACCACAGGAGAAUGGGAACCAUAAUCUUCCUGCCAAUGCUGGACCUUCUUCCCCUGUGUCAUUCAACCUGGAAACUGAGAAUAGCAUUUCUGAUGUGCCUAAGAUUGAUCUUCAGACCACAUUACCCACAUUCAAUACUGCAGCAGCAGCACCCUCGACCAAUGCUGUUGCAGCAUUGCCUGCAGCCAAUAAUUUAGCAGCUUUACCUGCGGGCAGUACCUCUCCUCCUGCAUUAUCAGCUGCUGAUACUGAGCUUUCUCUUUCAUUGUCUACGAAGAAUAGUUCUACUCAAGUGCCCAUCAGCUAUGCUGCUGAGGCACCUAAUUGUAGUUAUGCUGGGAUACCGUAUGAUAAGUCUCUGGGACGGUGGAUCCCUAGGGACAAGAAGGAAGAAAUGAUUCUGAAGCUAGUUCCAAGGGUGCGGGAAUUGCAAAAUCAGCUACAAGAAUGGACAGAGUGGGCCAAUCAGAAGGUUAUGCAGGCUGCCCGUAGGUUGGGUAAGGACAAGGCUGAACUAAAAACACUGAGGCUAGAGAAAGAAGAAGUUGAACGGCUGAAAAAGGAGAAGCAAACUCUGGAGGAGAACACCAUGAAGAAACUUUCUGAGAUGGAGAAUGCUUUAUGCAAAGCUAGUGGGCAGGUUGAACGAGCUAAUUCUGCUGUCCGGAGGCUUGAGGUAGAGAAUGCGUCGCUGAGGCAGGAGAUGGAGGCUGCUAAACUACGAGCUGCAGAAUCUGCUGCAAGCUGUCAGGAGGUGUCAAAGAGAGAGAAGAAGACACUAAUGAAAUUUCAAUCAUGGGAAAAGCAAAAAACCUUGUUCCAGGAAGAACUCAUGACUGAAAAACGCAAAUUGACACAUCUUCUGCAGGAAGUAGAGCAAGCCAAGGAUCUUCAAGAGCAGUUUGAGGCUAGAUGGCAACAAGAGGUGAAAGCAAAGGAAGAAGUACUUAUGCAGACUAGUUCAAUAAGAAAAGAAAGAGAACAAAUUGAAGCUUCGACAAAAUCGAAGGAGGACACGAUUAAAUUAAAAGCAGAAAAUAAUCUGCAGAGGUACAAAGAUGAUAUUCAGAAACUUGAAAAAGAAAUCUCCCAAUUGAGAUUGAAGACCGAUUCGUCAAAGAUUGCAGCACUUCGAAGAGGCAUCGAUGGAAGCUAUGCCAGCAAACUAACAGAUGUUAGAAAUGGCCAGGAUCACAGGCAGUCAAGGACCGCAUAUACCUCUGAAGUGCUGACAGUUUUUCGUGAUUACUCAGAUGCAGGAGGUGUAAAACGUGACCGGGAGUGUGUAAUGUGCCUUUCGGAGGAGAUGGCAGUGGUUUUCCUGCCAUGUGCACACCAGGUGGUUUGCACAACAUGCAAUGAACUCCAUGAAAAACAAGGCAUGAAAGAUUGUCCUUCCUGUAGGAGUCCCAUACAACGGCGUAUCUCUGUACGUUAUGCUCGCCCUUGAUUUAUUUAUUUUUUAAUCUGGAGUUGAGUUGAGUGUUUUUUGAAUAAAGAAUUGUGGGACUCCUAUGGACUGAAUAAUGCAUUUGAAUUACUCCUGAAGAGUUUCAGACAAUUAAAAGUUGCCUUGCAUUUCAACAUUGAGGUUUCCAUAAUAUUGUGCUUUUGUGUUCUUAAGGUGUUUGGUUAUUCUGUCAAAAAAAGGAUACUUCUGAUAAAGUCAUUUUUGUGCAAACUUGAUUGCAGUAAGCCAUAUGUACCCUUUGAAUCCAAACCAUGGGCGUUGCACUGAGUGGAAAUUGGAAAUGGUUUGAAUAUUUUGUAGAAGUUUGUUUAUAGCAAUUAUAUAUUCGAAUAAUUAUAAUAAAAAAUUUGAUAUAGCUUAUAUAGAUUUUUUUUCUACAGGUUUUUGAAUAUAAAUGCUACCUUAAACCUGAAUCUCUAUCAUAUAUAUGAAUAAAUAGCAACUAUAAUAUUAAUUU